Molecule: messenger RNA, 1573 nt
Organism: Tarenaya hassleriana
Lineage: Eukaryota; Viridiplantae; Streptophyta; Magnoliopsida; Brassicales; Cleomaceae
Exons: 5
Coding region: 2-1366 (454 amino acids)
Biological process (GO): asymmetric cell division
Source: RefSeq, a predicted model, not a curated record
AAUGCCAGGUUUGGUCUUAACCUCACCCACAGAAAAAAUCCAAGACCAUCUCUCUCUCUCUCUCUCUGCGGUACACUUGAUUCGCCUCUUCGAAUACAACGCUCGAGUAAUGUGGCAAAUCCUUAUUGCGGUGGCCAUUGCGGGCUCCACUAGCCUUGCAGCCAAGCGCUUCUUCUUCAACCCCUUCUCUCCGCUCCCUCCGGAUUCCGAUAACCGCGAGGAGGUUCAGGAGCCCCUCACUCCUCCGUUCAGAAUCGGCUUUCUGGAUUCCCGUUACGAUAACUCCGAUGGCGUUUUCCGGUUUUCUAGCUCUGGUUCCGCCCGCGAAGCCGUGUCGGGAUCCGAGUCAAAUUCCGCUUCCAGGAAAAUUUCCCGGGUUAAAUCCAUUGUUAGGGUUCGCGGGUCGAAGAAGAAAAAGAAGAACAUGGGGUUGAGGGGCGAGAAGGGAUCUGGAAGUGAUGUGUGUAGUAACAGGAGGGGCUUUGUCUGCUUGAAAAAGCUGAGAACCAGCAAGAAGAACGAUGGUGCCCCUUCGAGACGUGGGUUGUGUCCUUAUGAUCAAGACAGUUCUGUAUUCAGCUCGGCACUUGGACGGUGUAUCUUGUACAUGAUGUCAGCAGGGAAAAGUGAAAUCAAUAGGUUGAAUAUAGCAAUGGAAGAAAACGUGAAAGUUGUCCAAGAGUUGAAAGUUGAACUUUCUAGAAGAAAAUCGUCGCGUAAUCUGCAAGCUAUUGGUUCUGCAAAUGGUGUUAACACAAAUCCAAUGAAAUCCAGUGGAAAAUCUGUUCAAGUAAAUCUGAAUAUAUCGGAGAUGACAGGCAGAGGAUCUCAUGAAACUAAGUUAAUAAGCAUUCCUCUUAGCGAUGAUGCAGAAUAUGCUAGCAGUGUCCUAACCGAGGAGCCAGAGCCAGAGAUGGUAGAAAUGGAUCGGUUAGAGAUGGAACUCGAGUCUGAGCUGCAGAAACUGAAUUUUGCAGAGCCAGAUGAGCUUGUGGAGGGAUAUAAUGGUCUGGAUGACGGUUCUGAGUCAUACCAAUGUGGUGGAGUAUCGCCAUUAGAGCUGAACAAGAAGCUCAGCCAUCUUCUCAUCGAACAACAGGAAGGACAGAUCAAGGAGCUUGAAGCUGAACUGCAAACUGCUCAGUCCAAACUCCAAGAGAAGGAAGCUGAGCUCCAAGCACUUAAGGAUUGUGUGAGGCGCUUGACUGACUUUUCUAUGUCAACCCCUUCAGAUGAUGAACCAGAUCAAGAACAUCGGGAUCUUUUCUCCUCAAGGAACCAUCAGAACCGAACAGAUCACGAGCGAAGAAUGCCAAUCAUCAUCGGGAUGAAGAGGCCUUUAGGAUCAUCAUCUAUAAAUGGCUAACAAAGUCCCUGGUCCUGCAAAAGACUGGAACUUGAGAAAAUGAUCUUAGCACAAUGCUGAUUGUCUGCAUAGAAUGUAACCUUAUCCCCCCCCCCUCUAGAGAUUCUUGUACAGAACUUCUAUUUUAGAUUGUUAAAAGUUUAGUAGACUUGUGAUCAGUGUAAUCCCCAUCAAUAUUUUUUAUUAGCACAUAAAAUCAUUUAAUCU